ACCUUCUUCUCCUCACAGUUUGAAGGAAGAAAAUAUUGUGAACAUGACUUCCAGAUGCUCUUUGCUCCUUGCUGUCACCAGUGUGGGGAGUUCAUCAUUGGUCGUGUCAUUAAGGCCAUGAACAAUAGUUGGCACCCUGACUGCUUCUGCUGUGACAUUUGCCAGGCUGUGCUUGCAGACGUGGGGUUUGUCAAAAAUGCUGGCAGGCACCUUUGUCGCCCGUGCCAUAACCGUGAGAAAGCUCGUGGCCUGGGCAAGUAUAUCUGCCAGAAGUGCCAUGCCAUCAUUGAAGAGCAGCCACUGAUCUUUAAGAAUGAUCCCUAUCACCCAGACCACUUCAACUGCAACAAUUGUGGGAAGGAAUUGACAGCAGAUGCCAGGGAAUUGAAGGGAGAGCUCUUCUGUUUGCCCUGCCAUGACAAGAUGGGUGUACCAAUCUGUGGUGCCUGCAGGAGACCCAUCGAGGGGCGUGUUGUCAAUGCUAUGGGCAAGCAGUGGCAUGUGGAGGUUUGUGAACAAGAAAUUAGACUAUUUAUCAAUACACUAGAUAGACUACAUUUCU
Molecule: messenger RNA, 562 nt
Organism: Xiphias gladius (swordfish)
Lineage: Eukaryota; Metazoa; Chordata; Actinopteri; Istiophoriformes; Xiphiidae
Product: LIM and senescent cell antigen-like-containing domain protein 1
Exons: 4
Biological process (GO): positive regulation of substrate adhesion-dependent cell spreading; cell-cell adhesion; positive regulation of integrin-mediated signaling pathway
Cellular component (GO): cell-cell junction; focal adhesion; cytoplasm
Source: RefSeq, a predicted model, not a curated record